Molecule: messenger RNA, 1866 nt
Organism: Mangifera indica (mango)
Lineage: Eukaryota; Viridiplantae; Streptophyta; Magnoliopsida; Sapindales; Anacardiaceae
Exons: 4
Coding region: 292-1491 (399 amino acids)
Source: RefSeq, a predicted model, not a curated record
GGGCUUGAAAAGACCACCUCGUACGCUUCGCCAAAGAAGCCGAGACAAUAAAUCUUAGUAAAAUCCCAAAAACAAAAACUGAAGAUAUUGUUUUUGACAGCAACAAAAAGUCCAGAGCUGUCAUAAAGUAUUUUCAUAAAAGAAAAAGUUUUACUGGAAAAACACUACCCAUAAGAAGGUGUUUGUUUUGUCAAAAUUGCUGCUUCAAUGGUGUAGAGAGGUGGAGUGAAAGGGGAAAACCAUAUAAAAUCCUGAGCAAAAGGCAAGAUCCUAUUACUAUAAAUACUGAGAAUGGACCAAGAUAAUCCAGGGACUAACCCUGAUAAUUCAGCAAAGUUUCCCAUAAAGCGUCAACGUGGUCGUCCAAAAAAGUUUUCUAGACUUAAUUAUGAGGAGAAUGCUGUUAGAAGGGAUCAGAAUUUAAAUCGGAGGGAGAAUGCUGAUAAACCUCGUGGAUUCGCAAAUGUCAAUGGUAAUCAUUCCCAUCAAGUAGAUUCAAACAGUGAUCUGAAUGAUGUAAUGGUGGGUCAAGUGGUUCAUGGUGUUAUUGAGGCAGCUUUUGAUGCUGGAUAUCUGCUGGCUGUUAAGGUUGGCAACACUGAAACCACUUUGAGGGGUGUUGUUUUUAAGCCUGGACACUAUGUUCCUGUUUCAGCAGACAAUGAUGUGGCUCCUAAUGUACAUAUGGUCAGAAGAAAUCAGAUUCCAUUCCCAGCAGAUAAUCACAACCAUUCCCGUGGCUAUAACUCUCGAUCCAGGGAGAGGAGUGAGCAGCAUGUCAAUUCUUCUAGAAUUGGAACUAUCAAUACGGGGGCCCCAAAAAGCAGUCAGACAAGUUUUGCGGCAGUCCAAACUUCUCAACCAGUGAUCCCAAGGAAAAACAUAACACCUGUUGUCCUUCAGCCUGUUAAUUUGUCAAAUGGGGGAAGGGUUGCCUGCCAGCCAACUUCAGUUGCAACCCAAGCUCCUUGUCCAGAAGUCUCUAAAGGCAAGCAGGUCAUGGAAACUGUGCAUCCUUCAAAUGGAUCAACACCUUCCAACCAGGUGAAAACAGCUGAAAGCCAGCCUGUUCAAGCUCAAAAUUACCACCAGGUGGUGCUAAACCAACCUUCAGUAGAAGUAUUGCAUGAGGCAGAAACCAAAUCGAUGAAAAUGCCUGACAUGCCUUUUGAAAAACUGGUAGAAGUCAUUCAGCAAAUCCAAUCACCUUCACAGUCAGAAAAGGCUCAAACUGGGAAUGUGAAGGAUGAAACUGUUAACACAGACCAGGCUCUCUCUAUUGAACCCCUGCAAGCUGUACAGCCUAAUCCUACAGCUCAAUCAGCAUUUCUUUCUAAACCUUUUGACAUCUUCACAACUGGCAAAAUGACUGAGCUGUUGCAGGCUGUGCAGGAUAACACGAUGGAGAACCAAGUGCAUCAAGCUGAAGAGCUUACCACAGGUUCUGAACUGAAUUUAGAUAAUCUCAAGAGCCCCGAAGCUGAAAUUUGAGAGUAAGAAAAUGUUCAUUCCUAGAAUGAUUCAGGGGCUUGAGUGUCUGAUUUAUCCAGUCUUGCCCCAGGCCUUCAACUAAGAACCUUGUCCUGGCAUUUUAUGUUUUUCCUCACAUGAAUUUCUGGGCCAUGGAAUGUACCGAUUCUGUGUAAGGUUUGUGCAUCUUAAAAUAGGUAGGUAAUUCUCUGGAGAAAGUUAUAAUUCAGAAUAGUUGAAGACCACAGAGGAUCUAUUUUCGGCUGAACCUAAUAUUUGUGCAUUUUAUUUCAUGAUCUUACAAAAGAUUUAGCUUUGUGUAAAACUUUACCCUUAAUUUUGCAGGGCUGUGUUCUUAAUUUUGGCAUCUUGUUGUAUACCUUAAGAUUCUGAUCA